UCCAUGCCCCUCUUCUCUGAACAGGACAACCCUGCCUCCUUCUCACCACACCUGCUCACCAGGAUUUUGACCUAUUCUUACCUACUGUCUUUCAAUGCUUGGCUGCUGCUGGCCCCCGUCAUGCUGUGUUACGACUGGCAGGUGGGCAGCAUUCCCCUGGUGGAGUCCCUGUGUGACAUGCGCCUCGGGGCCACCGCGCUGCUGGCCGUCGUGAUGGUUGCUCUAAUCCUCCACUGCGUCUUCUCACUGCAGAGACAGGAGAGCAGACAGGUGUUGGUUGGAAUGUUGUUUCUGGUCUUCCCCUUCAUUCCUGCCAGUAACCUUUUCUUCAGGGUGGGAUUUGUUGUAGCGGAGAGGGUUCUCUACAUGCCAAGUAUGGGUUAUUGUAUCCUGGUGGCUCAUGGCCUAGGUCGACUUUGUUCGGCGGUGGGCCGUUGGGGAACCACAGUCCUCAGUGUCUCCAUGCUGCUGCUUCUCCUGCUCUUCUCCUGGAAGACCGUCCAGCAGAACCAUGUCUGGCUCUCCAGGGAGGCGCUCUUCCGCUCUGGUAUCCAGACUCUGCCACACAAUGCCAAAGUCCAUUACAACUACGCCAACUUCCUGAAAGACAGCGGCCGGCACCAGGAGGCCAUUCACCACUACACCACUGCUCUCAGGUUAUUCCCUCGCCAUGCCAGUGCCAUGAACAAUCUCGGCACUCUGACACGCGACCCAGAGGAGGCUGAGCGCUAUUACAGGAAGGCACUGGACACCAACCCCCAGCAUAAUCGAGCUCUCUUUAACCUGGGAAACCUCCUUAA
Molecule: messenger RNA, 800 nt
Organism: Anoplopoma fimbria (sablefish)
Lineage: Eukaryota; Metazoa; Chordata; Actinopteri; Perciformes; Anoplopomatidae
Product: protein O-mannosyl-transferase TMTC1-like
Exons: 6
Biological process (GO): protein O-linked glycosylation via mannose
Molecular function (GO): mannosyltransferase activity; protein binding
Source: RefSeq, a predicted model, not a curated record